AUGUUUCUUACGGCCUCGAUAUCACGGUCUCUCUCGAGAUGUGCCCUGUCCCACUGCCGCAAGUCGCUGCCCGCCAGGCAAAAAUCGGGAGCAAUAGCAGCAGCAGCAGCAAAGGCGGCCAGCCGAGGCUUUGCGUCGGCUUUUCAACCGAGCGAUACCGCAAGGAAAUCGAUAGCCGUCGAUCACGACGACUGGGAGGAUGACAAGCCGCCCAUGUCUAAGAUAGACCCGACCUGUAUCGUCAACUCUCACACGGAGUGGGACCCGCUGGAGGAAGUGAUCGUCGGGCGUGUCGACGACGCGACUAUCCCUGAGUGGCACGUAUCGGGCAAGGCUGUUUGGCCCGCCAAGCAUUGGGGAAUGUACAAGGAACACGCUGGGGAAUCGUUCCCCAGGGAGCUCGUAAUGAAAGCCGCGGAGGAGCUUGACAACUUUUCGCAAGUUCUUGAGAUGGAGGGCGUUAUCGUGCGCAGGCCGGAGGUACGCCCGGGAGACUUCGAUAGACCUGUCAGCACCCCAGACUUUGAAUCCGUGUCGCAGCUGUACGCGGCCAUGCCACGGGAUGUUCUCAUCACGAUCGGCAACGAAAUCAUCGAGGCUCCCAUGGCGUGGCGUUCGCGGUUCUUCGAGUACCGUCCGUUCCGAUCCCUGAUCAAGGACUACUUCCGGCAGGGCGGCGGGUGGACGGCCGCUCCCAAGCCGGAGAUGUCGGACGACUUGUACGUCCCGGAGGACAAGUGGCAGGAGGGCCCGGGAAGGUUCGUUACGACAGAGUACGAACCGGUGUUCGAUGCGGCGGAGUUCACCAGAAUGGGACGCGACAUUUUCGUCCAGAGGAGUCAAGUCACGAACGAUUUUGGCAUCGAGUGGAUGAGGCGUCACCUCGGGGACGAGUACCAAAUCCACGUGCUUGACUUCGAGGACAAGAACGCCAUGCACAUCGACGGAACGUUCAUACCGUUGGGGCCGGGAAAGGUUCUCGUCAACCCGAAGCGGCCCUGCAUCACCGGAAACCACAAGUCAUUCUUCACGUACCAGGGCGAGAUGAAGGAGUACGCGCUGCCGGACAUGUUCAAGGGCUGGGACAUCUUUGUGGCAGAGUCGCCCGUCCUCCCCGAGUCCCACCCGCUGUACUUCACCAGCCCGUGGACGGCGAGCUGCAACGUUCUCCUGCUGGAUGAAAAGAGGGUCGUGUGCGAAGCGUCGGAGGAGCCGACCAUCCGAAAGUUCAAGGACUGGGGUUUCGACGUCAUCAAGGUGCCCUUCCGCCACUUCUUGCCGUUCGGAGGGUCCUUCCACUGCGCCACCUGCGACGUCCGCCGCACUGGGACCCUCCAGUCCUAUUUCUGAGCCGACAGUAUCACCACCACCACCUCCACGAACAGUUUGGGAUACGCGCUUGGAGAAGGCGCAUGGCAGAGCGUAGGACAGGAGAAGAGGAAAUCACCGAGUCUUUCUUUUGUUAAAGGUGUGGACGACUAAGAGUAGGGUUAUCGGGAAGAAGUCCGCUUUAGAAAUAUCACCGUCACUCAUCGGGGCCUGACAGAGGGACGGCAGAAGCCUAUCGUGUCGACUUUUCAAUCGUUGUUUUCGUUGUCGUUAGUGCUUGCACGGGGAUCGGGGGUGUUCUUGGUUGUUGUGACAAACACUGGUUGGUGUUACAGUGCCUCGAUACCUCUAUCUCUAUUGCAAGCGGGGAAAGGAGGGAAGUUGUGGAGAGGGGGGAGGGGUAUCAAGAAGUGCGUGUCUCAGCAUGGAUGAAACACGGUGUACGAACUGUACUGUCGCGCAGCGUUCAUGCUAUCUAUGCUGUCAUGAUGGCAAUGCGGUAGCUGACGCGAUUGGCCGUAAUCAAGUGUGGUUCUUGUCAUGUACCUAAAGUUGUGAUGUAACUAAGUUGUGUGGACUGAAUGCUAUCUGCUCAUGUACACUCGAUUUGCUUGUACGAGUUGAGCCCAACAUUGUUCAAGAACACGCCGUUGAUGUCGUUGUUCAUACUUGAAGCUGCGCAUCUGCGUCCGCCGAAAAUACACCGCAUCAGCCCACUUUCGAUAUGGGAGCCACUUUAAGCGGAACAAGCACGGACACAUAUUCUUCCUAUGAAUGAUGGUGAAGUUAGAGCAAAACGAAACCUGGUUCAAGCCUAGGUGGCAUUCUGUGAUCGAUCAUUGCUGUGUCCGGUGCCUCACGUGCCGUGGAGUGCUUCGCGACGUUUUCAAGGCAUAUAUGCAUAGUGAGGUAGACUAUGCUCAGAGGGGAUUGAAAUAGUGAUGUAAAGAGGAUCGACCAACCGAUCAUUCUACCGGCAGAGUAGAUGACCCACUUUCAAGGUUGCAAGCCUGCCGAUGAUCGUGAUUGAGUUUGGCCUUGUGUAUCGUUUCGUGGAAACCUUGUCUGUGAGACAGAGUCUGGCCACACUUCGUUCAUUCGCUUGUCCUCCCUAGAGGUUAGAGAGGACGAUGAAGAUCGGACGACAUAUGUGCAAAAAGGAAAAUAGAGCAUCGCUCGUACAUUUUCACAAGAAAACUAGCUCGUCUUGUACGUAGGCUUUUGGUGAUGGUGCUACCUUGGUGUGGCCAUCAUACGGUACCGGUCUGCCCCCAUCUGCCCUAACGCGUUGAAAAUUCUGUUAACGGUCUCUGCGAGUACCGUGACGCUCUUGUCUAGCGUACAAACCGUGCUACGGGUUCUUUGUACAUACGGUAGUACAUGUUUUGUUUCGGGGGGCGUAUGCGCCCGAUGAUGGGUGCUUCGUACCGAAGAGUGAAUGGAUGUUGUUGCUGAGCCCUUCUCUCCCCUCUAUACACCGUAUACCUAGGAUAAAACCAAAGUGUAGGGCAGGCGUAAAACGUCCUGCUCUCGUGUGAAAGUGA
Ectocarpus sp. CCAP 1310/34 is the source of this 2873-nucleotide messenger RNA. NCBI's taxonomy places the organism in Eukaryota, Phaeophyceae, Ectocarpales, Ectocarpaceae. The record is from the annotation of a GenBank genome assembly.